AUGGAUGCGAACCAGCUUGUACUCCAACUUGAGGAGGUAGUGAGCAGGAUUCAGAAGUUGUCCAUUCAAUCGGCCGAGUUGCUGGACCGUCAAGAUGUUGGCUACCUUGAGGGCGAUGAUGUGGAUUCUAGCAUGGACCCGAACGAUGUGGUUCCUUAUGACUACAUUGAGGGUGAUGAUGUUGGCCACAUUGAGGGUGAUGACUGCGCGUCCGCGGGGUUUGGAGAAGAAGAAUUAGCUCGUUUCCCCGUGGAUGACAUCACAGAAAGCAAGUAUGAAAGAACCUGGUCACCCGACGACGAGGUGGCCAUCCUCGAUGCCCUCCGCCCGCGCCGCGGGCGCCGUCAAGACGCUCUGCCGCACGGCGUCGACCUUGUCAUGGCCGUAUUGGAUCUUGAAACCAAGAUCCACGCUCUCAGGCGGCGGUUCGAGGAGAACGACGCGGCGCUCUGCGCCGGCAGCGGCGGCCCCGCCCCGGGGCAUGACCUCCGGCUGUACACCCUCUCCCUCGACGUUUGGGGCGCCGCUGUCACUCCCACUGCCGCGCCAAAACCCGCUGCGCCCGCUCCAGCACCAGCGCCGGCAAUGAAAAAGAAGCCGGCUCCGCCCGCUUACCGCGGCCGUGUGACCGCCCCGGCGCCGAGGAGGCGGCGGUACGAGGAGAUGCGGCAGCAGUGCCCAAAUCUGGCGGGGUUGUUGGAGGAGCUGAUGAAGAAGGCUAUGGAGGGCGUCAGCGACAUCGCGGCGUGGUCCAUGGAGUUGAGGAUGAAGAACCAGCAGCUCGUCGGUGGUGUGGCGGUGGCGCGCGCCGACGACCGGGUGAAGGACCUGACCAGCCUGAUCAAGCGCCUUGUUUGAGCCAUUGAUCUCCUGGUAUUGCUUCUUUUGGGGAUGAUGGUAUCUUGGUAGGGAACUAGUAACAAUCUUAUUUAGUAAUUGGGUUGGUAUGAAAUUAGUAACAAUCUGGAUAGUAAUUGGAUUUUGAGUUCCUCGAAUUUUCGUUUAAGAUCAUGCCUCUAGUUGAUUUUUCUGCCAGUGGCCAGGAUUUGCUGUAGCGAGUCCUGUGAAGUUUUAAUAUUGUGCCAUGAUCUGCUUAGUUAGUUAUGUGGAGACUAGGACCUAGCAAAAUGUUUUAUGUGAUAUAUUCUGGAUAAUAUAGUGAUCGUAGUUGUUCAAUUGCCAGUACAGAAAUUGAGCACCAUA
Molecule: messenger RNA, 1203 nt
Organism: Phragmites australis (common reed)
Lineage: Eukaryota; Viridiplantae; Streptophyta; Magnoliopsida; Poales; Poaceae
Exons: 4
Coding region: 1-858 (285 amino acids)
Source: RefSeq, a predicted model, not a curated record